Molecule: messenger RNA, 1383 nt
Organism: Ascoidea rubescens DSM 1968
Lineage: Eukaryota; Fungi; Ascomycota; Saccharomycetes; Ascoideales; Ascoideaceae
Exons: 1
Coding region: 1-1383 (460 amino acids)
Source: RefSeq, a predicted model, not a curated record
AUGGACUUGAGCUUGUUGGAUAAUCCCUUUACCUCUGUUUCUGCUUCUUUUGCUACUUCAAAUGCUGAUACAAAGGAGAACAAAUCUACCUAUAAUGCACCUGAUAGUGGGGAGAAUAAAAGUAGGAUCAGCAACAAUAUCAAUGCUGAUAACAUAAAUUACAGUACCAAUAAAGAUAACCAUCACGAUAACCGCAAAAAUAAUAAUAAUAACAUCAAGAACAGCCAAACUGAAAACCAGAAUGAUAAAAGUAUCGAAAACGAUGACAAAAAUGACAAAAAUGACAAUAAUGAUAAUGAAAAUAAUAAUGAAAAUGGUAACGGCAACCCAAUCAAAAUCAAUUAUAAACGAAAAUAUGAUCAGUUGUUAAUCAAAUUUUAUCAGGUAUUAAAUAAAAGUGAUAAAUUAUUCUUGAAAGAGCAAAAUACUCGAAAAGUUUUAAUUGAAUUGACUAGAAGGAAUAAUUCUUUGCUAGAUUAUUUAUCGACGAAAAGCAAUACUAGCCAUGGCAAUAAUCAUAGUGAUACUAACACUUUUAACAAUGAAACAGAUGAAAAGCUCCGGUUGAUAAUAUUAAAUAAACCAAAGUUGAAAAACGUUUUACAGCCUCUACUAUUAUUAAAUAAUAAAUCCAAUAGCAAUGAACAUAGCGGGAAUGGUAACAACAGUAACAAUAAUGGCGAUAAUUUAUUAAAUAUCAAAAAUUAUUUACGAGAUGGUAUCAAAAAUAAUUAUUAUUUUUAUGAUUUAACCUCAGAUUUUUGCUAUGAUCAUACCAGAAAUUUAAAUAACUUGUCAAAUUAUAACGAUAUUGACAACAAGACCAUCAAUGAUAGCAGCCAUAUUGAGAAAUAUAAUGAAAUCAAUAACAAAACUAAAAAGAAGCCUUCAAAGGUGACGCCUUCAUCAUCUCUUAUAAAGGUUAAUUAUCCUCAGUAUUAUAGUAAUAAUCCUCUUAAUCAAAUAAAGGAAGUCAACCCUUCUCAAACUAUUCCAUGGCUAAAGAGAAAUUACCCAGAUACCAUCAAUACUAAUACUAAUACUAAUAACAAUAAUACAAAUUCUACUAACAAUGCUAGUAAUAAUAUUAACAAUGAAUUUUUAUCCUCGAGUAGUAAUAUUCUUGAUAAUAAAAUAAAAAACAAAAAAUCCAGUUCAACGAGUGAAUUGGAUUUGACUUCAAGUUCAAAUUCAAAAUCAAAUUUAAGUCAUGUAAAAAGAAAAAGAAGAGCUUCAUCUUCACCAAAAUCGGUAAAACCAAACUUAUCUGAAUUAAAUAAAAAUAAAAAUGCUAUUAACAAAAUAUUAAAUAACGAUAGUAAUAAUGAAUUUGAAUACCCCAAUAAAAAACUAAAAAUCAAUCAUGAAAUUAAUGAUAAUUAA